AUGUUGCGAGUCGGGUCCUGGUUGUACGGCAAGAAGCCGGGCCAGUUUGUGGACUCGGGGGUUGAGUUGAAAGACUUGCAUGAUGCGCUGACAGCGGCAACGCUGAUUCUCAAUGAUGAUGUUGAUGGCGCGGAGGCUGGUCUGUCCGGGGGAACUUCGUCUUUUCACAAUUUGGGCAAAGGCGUGGUCGCAUUCGUCCGGGCGACAUUAGGCUUCGAGCAGGAGAUUAUGCGACAAGCAUCCGAGCGCCUGUAUGAAGCAGAAACCAGUGCGGCCAACGACCAAAGCCGGUCCCAGCAAAACGCCCAAGCACCCAAUGCCUUUCACUCCGAUAUUUAUGCUCCCGGUACCGAAUACGCAUUGUGCCAAGCAAUCGCCCAAUUGAUGAGCGCGGUUGUUGGGGUACUGAAUGAAAGCUUGACAGAAAGCAUCAAGGCAUUCUAUCGGCUGAGAAAGGCGUAUAUCGCACUAGACGCUAUCAUGAAGAUGGAAGAGAAGUUUAUGGAACAGAGGGAUAUACACAAAGUUCUCCUGCCUACUGCGAGCGAUCUCACACGCUUGAGCGUUGCAUGCUCAGACACGAAGUCGGAAUCGGCCAGUCUUUCCUCGAAAAAAGGCGCAAAAGACCAAAUCGACCUCAAUUCGUCAAUGAAUGGAUUGGCAAUCUCCCCGGGAGCGACAUCUCCAGGUGCCUCAACGGGCACUUCCACACCUGCAAGGCAUAUCCACCACGACCCCGACUCGGACAUCUUCAAAAACGAAAUCGAUGUUUUUGUGCACUCUGGCGCCAACUUCUGCUUUGGUAUUCUGCUUCUGCUGAUCUCUAUGGUUCCACCAGCAUUCAGCAAGCUUCUUUCCAUCAUUGGCUUCCACGGUGACAAGCAACGAGGACUGAGAAUGCUCUGGCAAGCCAGCAAGUUCCACAACCUUAUUGGUGCCAUGGCUGCUUUGGCACUGCUAGGAUAUUACAAUGGCUUUGUUCGGUACUGUGAUAUUAUGCCCGACCCAACUCCCGGCGAGACCGACGUCGAGGGAUACCCGCAGGAGAGGCUGGCUGCGUUGCUGGUGGAAAUGCGGUCUCGGUUCCCUAACAGUCGACUCUGGAUGCUUGAAGAAUCGCGGAUGUUGGGCGCUAAUAAGAACCUGGACAGCGCCCUGGCAAUGUUGUCCACGGAUAACAAGAGCCCGCUCAAGCAGGUCGAGGGAUUGUGCGUGUUCGAAAAGAGCUUGAACGCACUGUUCCUGCACAGAUAUGAUGUCUGCUCUGAAGCAUUCCUAGAAUGCGUGGAACUUAACUCAUGGUCUCGUUCGCUGUAUUACUACAUCGCUGGAUCAUGCCAUGUUGCCCUGUACCGACAAUCACUCCACGAUCCAAAGCUUGCAGAGGAACAUGCCAAAAAGGCCACCGUGUACAUGCGGAAGGCACCCGAAUUCGCCGGGAAAAAGCGAUUCAUGGCCCGACAACUGCCAUUUGACAUCUUUGUGACUCGCAGGCUUGCCAAAUUGGAGGCGCGCGCCAAAGAAUGGAACGUUCCAUUUGUGGAUGCGAUUGGGGUCGAUCCCAUUGAAGAAAUGAUCUUCUUCUGGAACGGACACAGUCGCAUGACCGACAAGCAGCUGGAAGAGUCCCUGGCCCGGCUGGAAUGGUGCGAAAGCGAAAAGAACAAAACAUGGUCUCGCGAAGGGACCGAAGAGAAGGCGAUCCUGGAGCUUCUCCGGGCUGCUGUUUUGCGAUCCCUGUGCAGGCACGAUGAGGCGAAAAAGAUCCUGCAGACCCGCGUCCUGUGCCACGACAAAGCUCUGUUCAAGGCUCACCUGAAGGAUGACUGGGUCCACCCAGUCGCCAAUUUCGAGAUGGCCGCCAACUUCUGGAUGGAGCGUCCCACAUAUCAAACUCUGCAUGGGAUUACUCUUUCCCCCAAGGCGUUGGACGAAGCCGAAGCGUCCGUGGCAUCUGGGGUGCCGAGCACAGUGGCCGAGAGAAAACAGGUAGCUGAGUGCAAGAAAUACCUUGAUUAUGCUGCCCGCUGGGAGACUUACGAGCUCGACGCUCGUAUUGGACUCAAGGUUACUGCGGCACUCGAAGCAGUCCACAAAUGGGAGAGCAUGCAUCCGACAGUCUAA
Messenger RNA from Penicillium robsamsonii, 2124 nucleotides. RefSeq names its product TTC39/IML2 family protein. Lineage: Eukaryota; Fungi; Ascomycota; Eurotiomycetes; Eurotiales; Aspergillaceae. Gene Ontology annotation, cellular component: nucleus; cytosol; mitochondrial outer membrane. The record is from RefSeq and is a predicted model, not a curated record. Bases 1 to 2124 code for a protein of 707 amino acids. The transcript has 6 exons.